This is a messenger RNA of Daktulosphaira vitifoliae (grape phylloxera), 2549 nucleotides long. RefSeq names its product protein ABHD1-like. The coding region runs from base 689 to 1669 and encodes 326 amino acids. NCBI's taxonomy places the organism in Eukaryota, Metazoa, Arthropoda, Insecta, Hemiptera, Phylloxeridae. Gene Ontology annotation, biological process: medium-chain fatty acid biosynthetic process; medium-chain fatty acid catabolic process. Gene Ontology annotation, molecular function: acetylesterase activity; monoacylglycerol lipase activity. The transcript is spliced from 9 exons. The record is from RefSeq and is a predicted model, not a curated record.
UCGUAGGCCUUAUAAGACCGUCUAAUUAUGCGCGAAUUAUUGAUUGACUAUCUUUUAUCAUUAACGUAUGUUUGUUUCGCUGUACUGUUAACUUUUAUUAUAUGCUAUUUAAUUUCUAUUACAAUUAAUCAAAUGUUUCAGACUCAGUAAAUGAAUCAAAUAUUUUGGAAAGAGGAGGUGAUUAAACAAUGUGUUAAAGAGAGCAAUCUGAUCCAAAAUUAUGACAAAGUUUUCAAGCCCUCCUAUGAUGCAAUCAUUAAUUUACAUAGUAUUACCAUUUGACGAGUUCUACACCGACAGUCGCGCCAAUUUGUAUAUAAAUGUGCUGCGAGCGCAAUAAAUUUAUAAGAUGAGUGGUAUAAAGAAAAAACAUACUUAUCUUAUUGAAUGUCCAUAAUUUUUUCAAAAAGAUAUCUAUAUAAUAAGUAAUGAACACAAGGACACGAAAAUUUUUUUAUCAAGCAAUUCAUUUAAAAUUUAAUAUGGCGCCAUUGCUAAUUAUGUAGUUUAUGAUUAAGGAAGUGAACUGAAUGGAAAAAUAUAUGAUAAAAAUUAUACGCCAUUUUCUAACUUAUACCUUGGAGAUGGGGAAUUUAAACAAUUUUUAAUUAAAAAUGUAUCAACUGUUAAGGAAACUUAUAUUCCUUCUAUUUGUGGUUUCAAUGGAUAUGUCCAAACAGUUUUGGCUAUGUAUUUUAGAAAUAUGACAAUACCUAAAAUUAAUUACAAAAGAGACAUCCUGACUCUCAAAGAUGGCGGACAAGUAGCAGUAGAUUGGAAAAAUCCAAAAGAUGAAAAUAAUGAACAAAAUACAAUAGUAACUGCACUUAUUUUAUGUGGAAUAACAGGUAAUAGCCAAACCGAAUAUGUUAGAGAAACUGUAAACGAACUUUGGCGUUUUGGUUACCGUCCGGUUGUAUUCAAUUAUAGAGGUCGAGGAGGUAUAAAGCUUAAAACACGUCGUGUAUACUCCGCUAUCGACACUGAAGAUCUCAUUGAAGUGCUCGAGCAUAUUAAAUCAAAAUGGCCAAACAGUCCAAUUAUUGGCAUUGGAUUCUCGAUGGGAGGAAUUUUAUUGGGUACGUUUUUAACAUCACAAAAACAAACUGAAAAUCAAUAUUUUAUAACAGGUAUUUUAAUAUCUGUACCAUGGAAUAUCCUUAAAGCUAAUUUGUACAUUGAAGAUUCAUGGUUUAUGCGUAAAAUGGGAAAACAUUUAUCGUUUCAUCUUCGUAAUGUUGUAACUGAAAACAAAGAUAUCAUUUUUGAAGAAAAUAAUGACUUAGAAUUGAGUUAUAAGAAAAUUAGUCAGUGUAGUUCAAUAAGACAAUUCGAUACUGAGUUCACAGUAAAGAUUUUUAAUUACUCAGAUGUUUUUGAUUACUAUAAAGACGCUUCACUCUACAAUAAAUUACACUUAAUUAAAGUUCCUUGUCUUUGUCUAAGUGCAGCUGAUGAUCCUUUUUCAUAUAUGCCAGAUAUACCUACCCAAAAAGCAAGUCAACUUAACAAUGUAGCUAUUUUGGUAACUUCAGGAGGGGGCCACGUUGGAUACUUAGAUACGUUUUGGCCAUUUCGUAACAAUAAUUUUAUGUUGAAAUUAAUUUUACAAUACAUUAAUUCUAUAACUAUAAAUAUUAGUUAUAAUAUGUUUAAUAAACAAAUUUAGAUUCAUUAUACAAAUUGUCAAGAAAACAAUUUUCUAGGUAAUUGUGUUAAAUUUGUUACUAUGGUUCAUUAAUAGCAUUACAAUUUUAUUAGAAACUAUAUUAAAGCAACAAAUCGGAUGAUUAAAAGCUUUUUCCUAAUGACUGUCACUGAAAAAAAUGGUUCUUAUUAUUAGAUAUAUAAAACUAUUCCUAAUCAUUAAUUUGAUUUUUUUAUUAAUACCCAUUCAGGCGUUCCAAAAUCUUUUUUUAAUGUAUUGCUUUCUUAUGUCAUUGAAUUAAUAAUUCAAGAAUUACCUAGCCAUGAGGUAUAGUUUAAGUUUGAACAAUUUUAAUAAAUUUGAGUUGAAACCUUAAUGAAAUUUUUAAGGUUCAAAUAAAAAUAGAAUAAUUUAACGAAAAUUUAAUUUGUAUUUGAAUUUAAAGAGGGACAGUGUGUCCAGAUUCAGCAAUGCCUAGAGCACAUUGUCAAAGGUCCGAAAUCCCAUCAUGGGCGAUUCCGUUUAUUGAACAAGAGGUCAUCUCAGUAAUUGGAGUCGCCAUUCCUUUCUCCGGCGACAGACUAUUCAUCCGUCUCAGAGUAUAUAAUAUUAAGUUACAACUUCUUUGGAUAGGUUAAAAGCCCUUAAUAAACUAUAAAAACAUUGAAUUUUUAAUUUUAAUAUUGAGUUAAAGUAUAAAAGACAUUAUUGAAAUAUAUAUUUAUAUUAUCUUAUAUCACGAAAUAAAUAAUAUAAUUGAUGCGCUUAAUUACUUUACUUCUACUAAAACUUGUCGGAAUUUUUAAAUAAUUAUUAUACAGUUUAUAAAUUAAAUUACUUUAUUUUUUUUUUACUAUCUUUUAAAGCUCAAUUAAUCUUUGUUAUAAAUAAUAAUUAUACC